Oncorhynchus nerka (sockeye salmon) is the source of this 3091-nucleotide messenger RNA. Its product is annotated as SUN domain-containing protein 1-like. Gene Ontology annotation, cellular component: nuclear envelope; meiotic nuclear membrane microtubule tethering complex. Gene Ontology annotation, molecular function: protein-membrane adaptor activity. The record is from RefSeq and is a predicted model, not a curated record. Lineage: Eukaryota; Metazoa; Chordata; Actinopteri; Salmoniformes; Salmonidae. Bases 170 to 1792 code for a protein of 540 amino acids. The transcript has 16 exons.
CGUCCCCCAUUCUAUUUCUAGGGUUCCAUAGACGCAACAUUCUUAAACGCGCUGGAAAUUCCAGUGUUUUCCACACACUGGCUCAUUAGCAAAGUUACAUUUUCUGCUGCUACAUCUGAGUUUAAAGAUUGCAAUAAUUACUGUAUGAAUUGGCUAACAAGACUCGGUCAUGUCUAGAAGAAGUGCAAGGCUUCUUAAUGGAGGGUACUAUGACCAGUCCUCUGAUGACGAAUCCUCUGGCUCCAUUGUCUCCUACAAGGAAAGCCCUGUGCCUAGGGUAUUCAACAAGAGGAAAAUGAGAACUGGGGGCCAUAAGGGAAUCCAAAAUCCAAAUCGGCCAAUCAACGGUGAUGAAUUAAUUGGCAUGGUGCCAACUGUGAGGGCUGUCCAGAGAAGGCAGACCUUCCUGUCUCCUACUGUGGUCCCUGUUCCUGUGACCCCUGCUGCCUCUGUGGCCCUGCAGCCCAGCAUGAGCUCCUCCAGCAUUGGCUUCACCAGAAUUGACAGCUCUGGCUACUGCUCUGAUUCUGAGGAGCCACUGAAGGCCAAGCCAUGCUCCAGCAGGAUAGGCACUAGGGCCAGCGCUAGCUGCAGCUGGUCAUGUUUCCCGACUGGUUUGCCAUCCUGGUUUGUCAUCUUCCUCCUGCCUGUUCUCCUGACCUUCCUAUUUGUCUUUCCGAUUGUGUUCCCCACCAUGAACCUCAACCUUCCAAUGAACCGCCCGACUCAACCUGACUCUCCUCUCGACCUGACUCCAAAGGCUACGUAUGGAAGUCCUAUCAUGGAUUCAGCUCUCAAAAACAAAAUGGACACCAUCCAGAGAGAGCUUGAGAUCCUUAAACAGAAAGCACACCAGCACCAAGGCAUUUCCCAGCAGAUGGUACAAAGACUGAAUAUAGACAUGAGGGGAGUAAGGAGCGAGAUUAACAACGUCAGAGAGAAAGUGAACAGUGUCUCUAUUUCUGUCUCUGCUGCCGGAGAGCGUCUGGCCCAGGACGCUGCAGAGUUCAGCAGCAAGAUGUCUGAUUUCCAAGAGGAACAAUCCAUUACCACACAGCUGGUCAGAGCCCUGGAGGACACCAGUGAUACGCUGCAGCAACAGGUGACCUCCAUUCAAAACCAUCCUCCCCCUGCUCCCACACCAGAAAACCUACACAUGACGCCUGCUUUUAAAGAGGCCAUGGAGAAAUGGCUGAGUGACCGACUGGCCCAGAAUGAGAGAUGGGACAUGAAACAGUUGAUAAAGGAUUGCAGUCGUCCAUUGGCGGACCGACUGCCUGACUUUGCCUUGGAGUCUCAAGGUGGCAGUAUUGUAACCAGCAGAUGCUCUGAGACGUAUCAGACCCGUUCGGCCUGCGUGAGCUUCCUGGGGAUUCCCCUGUGGUAUCCUGCAGAGACCCCUCGGACCGUCAUCCAGGGCCAGCAGGUGCUGCCUGGCAAGUGUUGGCCGUUUCCUGGGGCCCAGGGCACUAUGACCAUUGCCCUGUCUCACCCCAUCCACGUGACCCACGUCUCUCUGGAACACCUCUCCACUGCAGUCUCCCCUAAUGGGCGCAUCGACAGCGCCCCCAAGGACUUUGCAGUCUACGGAAUGUCUACUGUCGGCGAAGAGGGAUCACUGCUCGGAAUGUUUACAUAUGACCAGGCUGGAGAUCCCCUACAGACGUUUGAAUUGCCUAACCCUACUGCAGUGUAUCGGUAUGUGGAGCUCCAUGUCCUCAGCAACUGGGGUCACCAGGACUACACCUGUGUGUACCGCUUCCGGGUUCACGGCAAGAUGUCUUUCUUUUGAGGGCGAUCGGCUAUCCAUCUCAACCCCUGUGUGUGUGUGUCCACCCCAACCCCAGAAUUUUCAUUUUCAUACUGGAGCAUAUAUUUUGCCUCUAAAUAAAAUCUCUAUUGGGCAGUGUUUGUAUGGGUUUGGUCACAAGUUGGAACUGAGUGUCAUGAUGGUGGCCAUAUUGUAUUCCCAAUAGAUUUGAAUUACACCAGAAUAGUUGUAAAUGUCAUAAGUGUAGUACACAAUUCUAAAAGAUGUAUCUUAUUUGCAAAACUCAUAUUUACAGAUGAUUAAACCUCCAUCAAAUGCUAUUAUUUCAGCCAUAUUGGAUUUGGAGAGAACUCCAGGGUGUCCCCCAAGGGUCGAUAACCCUCCAUGCCCUGAAAUAUACUAAGGAGUCCUUUGACUGAGAUAAAAACAUCACUUUUCUGUUUCUGCGGCUGGACCCUUUGUUUUCCUUAGCCAAUUACAGUAGGGUUUCUAAAACAUGGGGGGCCUGGUUCCACGUUGUGUUUUCUGCCCUAGCACUACACAGCUGAUUUCAAAUAGUCAACGCUUGUUGAUGAGUUGGUUAUUUGAAUCUGCUGUGUAGUGCUAGGGCAAAAACCAAAACAUGCACCGGGGAGGGGGGGGGACUUGGAACGUUGUCUUUUAACCAGCUACCAAAAAUUGAAGUCUACAUUCGUUAAUAUUUCCGCCUGUUGUCAACGAGUGAAUUCGGAGGAAGUGCGUAUGCGACGUACGAAAAUCAGACAGUGUUGUGGUCAUAGGGAAAGAGGCCUUUAUUAGCCAAAAGGCCGUAUUAUCCUAGGCGGAGUCACUGAGGGCUUCCACCAUUUUAAUGUAGUAAACUGGAUGGGACUUCCAACUUCAUUGACUGAUCCCUCCUGGUGACCCUGUUGGAGUCAUGUCUAACCUACCCUGUUGGAGUCAUGUUCAACUGGGUCAUCAGGAGGGAUCAGCCAAUAGUGAAGAAAAUUGAUUACGUCAAAAUGGAGAUUCCCUCAAUGGCUCUGGCCAUGCUGUAACAGGUGCUAUAAUGGCACAGAUACGAAGAUGAGUGCCCUAUCUUCAUGGUUGUGGUUUCCCUACAGCAAGGCUCUAUGCAACAUGGCAGUGUGGCCAUUGUUAAUAAAAGUUUUUAUUCGAAUGCCAAAAUAAACAUGUCUCCAGCCCAACCAUAUCACACCCUCAAACAGUAAAUAUGUGUUUACAUUGUACCUUUGAUCACAUGGUAUUUGUGAAGUUCAUGCAGUUAUCCCCAUAAUGCAACAGACUUUGAAAGGCAAUAAAACAAUGUUUUUUUCAUGA